Fundulus heteroclitus (mummichog) is the source of this 7335-nucleotide messenger RNA. It is a transcript of the gene extl3, whose product is annotated as exostosin-like glycosyltransferase 3. The record is from RefSeq and is a predicted model, not a curated record. Gene Ontology annotation, cellular component: membrane. Gene Ontology annotation, molecular function: glycosyltransferase activity. Lineage: Eukaryota; Metazoa; Chordata; Actinopteri; Cyprinodontiformes; Fundulidae. The coding region runs from base 681 to 3425 and encodes 914 amino acids. The transcript has 6 exons.
ACAAUGCCUCGCUUCUUCGUGCAGCCAGUCGGUGAUGUUUGUGCAGCCGUCGCUCCAACAAUGCAGCUUUUAAUGGGGCUGUGAGAUGGAAACGCAGCAGCACCGCCAGGCUGGCCGGGGACCGUGGCCGCUCAGACUGCGCACCGUCACGCUUCUCACCGGCCCUCCGGCCUUUGCGGCGAGGAAUUAGCCUCCAUUUGCUGGACACACUUUCCGCCGGGCGGAUUUCUUCUUCUAGAAGAACAACGAUACUUGGAAAGUUCCAACACCUUUGUUGGGUUUCUGGUGGCGGGAGGACCCGAACAUGGGCACAUCUGAGUUAUCGCACGGUCACCAUGUCCUCCUGGCGUCGCCCAUCAAGGGACGAUCCCUUUGCUUACACUGAACCUUUUUCCCCUGCACACAUUCAGAGGAGUAGUUGAAACCUCUCAGCAGAAAAUGGCACCGGCGUUUGUGGGUUACUAUACAGACUACAUCUUAGAAUACAGGUGAGGCUCAGCCUCUGCCCACAUCCCCUGCAGGACUCUCUGCGGAGGUACGCAGCAGCAGGUGACCUUUUUCAGAGAAGAUUUGAUGGUUUAGCGUCUAUCAUCACGCCUUGUUGACAAGGUCGACCAUGGCUGCUGCUCUUUAUAGAAACGGUUCCCUGGUGGGGCAGUUAAAGGACUGACGGGUCAACAAUGCAGCGGAACGGCGGCGGAGUGGGAGGCGGUGGACAGACCUGGGUGCUGCGCCGGGUGCGCCUCACGUGGCUCAGCUUCAUGCUCUUCUUCAUCCUGGUCUUCUUCCCGCUCAUCGCCCACUACUACCUCACCACCAUCGACGAAGCCGGGGGCCCCGACAAGCGCAUAUUCGGGCCGCGGCCCGGCGGGGAGCUGUGCGAGGCCAAGCACGUGCAGGACCUGUGCCGCAUCCGCGAGUCGGUCAGCGAGGAGCUGCUGCAGCUGGAGGCCAAGCGGCAGGAGCUCAACGGGGAGAUCGCCAGGCUCAACCUGCGCAUCGAGGCCUGCAAGCGCAGCAUCGACAGCGCCAAGCAGGACCUGCUGCAGCUGAAGAACGUCAUCAGCCAGACGGAGCAUUCCUAUAAAGAACUAAUGGCCCAGAACCAGCCCAAGCUGUCCCUGCCGGUUAGGCUGCUGCCAGACAAAGACGACCCAGGACUACCGCCGCCAAAGUCGUCGCGUUCCUGCCGCCUGCGGUCCUGCUUCGACUACGCGCGCUGUCCGCUCACGUCGGGCUUUCCUGUCUACGUCUACGACACAGGUUCUUAUCCGUGGGGGAAUUAUCUAGACCCGCUGGUGAAGCAGGCUUUCGCAGCAUCUGUUAAAAGCAAUAUUUAUGUAACCGAUAACCCAAGCAUUGCCUGUUUGUAUUUGGUACUGGUGGGAGAGAUACUCGAAUCCUCCCCGCCGCCGCCUCCGUCGGAGCUGGAGAAGCAGCUGAAAGCUCUUCCUUACUGGAGGUCCGACGGACACAACCACGUCCUGGUGCAUUUCUCCCAGAAGUCCAUGACGCAGAACUUCCUGUACAACGUCAGCACAGGGAGGGCGGCGAUCGCCCAGUCCACCUUCCUGGAGCGGCAGUACCGCGAGGGCUUCGACCUGGUCGUGUCUCCGCUGGUGCACGCGCUCUCGGAGCCCAACUUUUUAGAGGUUCCGCCGCAGGUUCCCGUAAAGAGGAAGUACCUUUUCACCUUCCAGGGCGAGAGGGUGGAGUCUUUGAGGAGCAGCCUGCAGGAGGCGCCACCUCAGUCGUUCGAGGAGGAGCUGGAGGGAGACCCUCCCGCUGACUACGACGAUCGGAUAAUCGGCACUUUAAAGGCGGUGCAGGACAGCCACCUGGAUCAGGUGCUGGUGGAGUUCACCUGCAAGAACCCAAAGCCAAGUUUGCCGACGGAAUGGGCGCUCUGCGGGGAGAGGGAGGACAGGCUGAAGAUGCUGAAGGAAUCUACUUUCGCCCUGGUGAUCUCUCCAGGGGACGGACAGCUGGUCGCCUCGGCGGGGUGCGGCAUGAGGCUGUUCGAGGCCCUGGAAGUAGGGGCCAUCCCCGUCGUGUUGGGGGAUCACUCCAGACUACCGUACCACCAGUUCAUCCGCUGGACCGAAGCCGCCAUCAUAGUGCCCAAGCCCCGCGUCACAGAGCUCCAUUUCCUGAUGCGAAGCUUAUCGGACAACGACGUGCUCGCCAUGCGGCGGCAGGGUCGCUUCCUCUGGGAGACCUACUUCUCGACCUCGGAAAAUGUUCUCAACACCAUCCUCGCGAGCAUACGAACCAGCAUCCAGGUUCCUGCCGCUCCGAUCCGGGACGAGCCCGCGCAGGAGAUUCCCCACAAAGCCGGGAAGCUGGCAGGAACCGACGCCAACCUGGCCGACAACGGCGACCUGGACCUGGGUCCUGUAGAGACGGAGCCUCCGUACGCCUCUCCGCGCUUCUUGCGCAACUUCACGUACACGGCCGCAGACACGUACAGAGCGUGGAACAGGGCCCCGGGGCCCUUCCAUCUGUUUCCCCACACUCCCCUGGACCCCGUGUUGCCGUCCGAAGCCAAAUUCCUUGGCUCCGGAACCGGUUUCAGGCCUAUCGGCGGGGGCUCGGGGGGCUCUGGGAAAGAAUUUCAGGCUGCUCUGGGAGGAAAUGUCCCUCGAGAGCAGUUCACGGUGGUCAUGCUGACGUACGAGAGGGAGGAGGUGCUGAUGAACUCCCUGGAGAGGUUGAAUGGGCUGCCGUACCUCAACAAGGUGGUGGUGGUGUGGAAUUCACCAAAGCCUCCCUCAGAGGACCUGCUGUGGCCAGACAUCGGCCUGCCGAUCGUGGUUGUCCGCACAGAGAAGAACAGCCUGAACAACCGCUUUCUGCCGUGGGACGUGGUGGAAACGGAGGCCAUCCUCUCCAUCGACGACGAUGCUCAUCUUCGGCACGAUGAGAUCAUGUUUGGCUUCAGAGUGUGGCGCGAGGCCAGAGAUCGCAUCGUGGGUUUCCCUGGGAGGUACCAUGCGUGGGACGUCAACCACCAGUCCUGGCUCUACAACUCCAACUACUCCUGUGAGCUCUCCAUGGUCCUGACAGGAGCUGCUUUCUUCCAUAAGUACUACGCCUACCUGUACUCCUACGUCAUGCCCCAGGCCAUCAGGGACAUGGUGGACGAGUACAUAAACUGCGAAGACAUUGCCAUGAACUUUCUGGUGUCUCACAUAACCCGCAAACCACCUAUCAAGGUAACGUCCCGGUGGACUUUCCGCUGCCCCGGCUGUCCUCAGGCCCUCUCCCACGACGACUCGCACUUCCACGAGCGCCACAAGUGCAUCAACUUCUUCGUCAAGGUGUACGGUUACAUGCCGCUGCUGUACACGCAGUUCAGGGUGGACUCGGUGCUGUUUAAGACUCGCUUGCCCCACGAUAAGACGAAGUGCUUCAAGUUCAUCUAGCGCGGAGGAGGAGGAGGGGGGGGGGGGGUCUGAAAGACUGAAGCUCCUACUGAGAGUAGCGAUGAAGAAUGACGGUUGGGUCGGCGUGCAGGAGGACGCUUUCAGGCUCCGGAGGCGGGAUCGUAAAGGUUAAUUUUUUUUUUUUUGGACGGCUGGAAAUUCAAAGAGUGGAAGUUGAAAGAAACCACUGCCGAGAAAUGAAGCCUUGUCAGUGGAUGUCACUUUUUUUUUUUUUUUUUUUUUUAAACUUGCCUUUUCAAUCACGUUCAAUCAUCAACCACUACUUACAGAAGACGUUUUGCACCUCUUACCUGCCUGCUAAUUAAAAAGCAGGCAGCCUGACAGUGUACAGAAACUCCCGAUCGCGGAGCUGCAGAAGUAACAGAAUAAUAGUUUCGACUGAGAGCGACGCAGUUUAAAACUGUUCUUCAAACUCGAGCACUGAUGGUCAGACGUAUUUUAUCGGACUCUUUGUUUUAUUUUUUUAAUGUCGUUAAAAUGUAUGUGUUGUGGACAUCUUUUUUUAAAAAAAAAAAAAAAAACCUCCCCGCCUUUGGGGAAUCAGUCCGAUCAUGUUUAAGCAGCAUUGGGUCCCUUCAGAGGGAGUUCACUUCAGCAGUCACCACAAUGCCUCCAGUCUGUCAAUAAAACCAGCCGUCACAUAGUCGGGCUCAAGUCAUUUUUAAAUGCACGCAAUAGCAACCAAAUGGCUGCAAAUUAGACUUAUGACGCUUCAAGAAUCCCUGCAGCAAAAGUCCAUUUUGGAUGUAGUUUGAGGUCUUUACUAGUCUGGUCAGGAGCUUAAAGCCACUCAUCGUGAACAUCAACCUCACAUUAGUUGGUAACAAUGUAACAUUUCAGCGAUUAGGUUUAAUGAUUUGUUGAAAAAGAUUUCUGGCUAUCCAAACAUAGAUAAUAUAUACAUACACACACACUAAUUAGGGGGCGAUAAAGGUCUCUGAGUGGGUUUAUACCUCAUCCGCUUUCUCUUUGGAGCCACCAGGACAGUCCCGACAUAAUUCUGCUGCAUGUUUGACCACAGACCGCGAUGUUUAUAUAACUUUAUAUAAAUUGGACAGUUUUCUGUUACCUGAGUUUUAAGUGUGGCCCGUAGGUUUUACAGUAGGUCUGUUAUAUCCAUUCAAAGAACGGUUUGGAUGCGUGUUCUGAUUUUAACGAAGUGGAACAAUUUGGAGGCGGUUGCUUCAGUGCCCUUAGGUUUCAAAAGUCUGAAUUUGACUUCUCCGAAUACUUCCUGUCGUGAUCAUCUUUGUCACGACCGACGAUGAAACGUCUCAAGUAGGGAGCUGGGAAUUUCGGUCCAGUGUGAAGCGGCUGGUUUUGCAGCGUCUCUGUGGACAGAGACACUGACGUGUCCGGCGUCUUCUAGUGUUCAGUGGUUCUUGGGUUGUUCUUGAACUUACCGGUUUCCUGUCUCCUGACAGUUUGUCCGGGUUUCUUCACAGUCUGGGUCAGCACACAAAGUCGAGUGUUUCAACAGUACAGCAUCAGAACCGGCUGGCUGAUGAAGGCUGACAUUAUCUUGUUUAGGGCUGCUAAGCAGUCUGGAACGAGACUUUUUUUUAGUUUUUGGUUUUCAGAUCCGUAGAAAUAUGGAAGAAUACUUUUAUUUACAGACUUUCUCAGUUCUAUUGUCUAAAUUACAUGCCCUUCUUCUUUCCUCAUACACUUCCUCAUCUUGAGUCCCUCACCCCCUUAUGAACUUCCUCCUUUCCUUGAACGUCUUUUUCUCUUUUUGCUUGUGUCCUCCCUUCUGUCCUCACUCCCUUCCUAUCUUCCUUGUGCUCUUCUAUCCCUCCUUUUGUCGUUCCCUUCUUCUGUCUUCCUUUUGUAAUUUCUUGUGUCUGGUCUCCAUUCCUUACUUGUCUCCUUUGUCCCUUCCUGCAAUCCUUAUUUUUCUGUCCUCCUUUACUUUGAUCCUUCCAUUUUGCCCUUCCUUUCCUACCUUCCUUGUCCUCAGUCCUUCCUUCCUCCUGCUGUUUCGUCCUUUUACCCACCCAGUUUGUGCUUUUUGCUGUCACCAUUAUAUAGAAAAAAAACCUGACUGUUUGCGUUUUAUAUUUUAAAAGGACUAAGAAGGCUGGGAAAGUGAGGAACGUUUACACAUAAAACAUUGUAGGAAGUCUUCCUAUUGAGAAUGUCUGUGUUUAUGAAGCUUGAAGCUGCUUUGGCGGCAAGAAGCAAACCAAUUAAAAUGGGCUCUAGAUAAUUCUGCCAAGAAGAGAGGUCAAACAUUCAGCAAGGAUCAUGUUAGAAGGUUGUUUCCUGAAAUGAACGAUUUCUCUGCAACAUUUGUCCACCCAUUUAAAUAUUACAGAAGAUGUAAUCAUCCCCCCCAUCAUGAUUAAAAGCUGAAACCGAAUGGCCUUCAUGUCCAUGAGGAGUGUAUGUAAACUUCUGACUAGAUUGUGCACUUGGGUCAUUAAAUCCAAAACUACAGGCAAGAGUUUCUCUUCCUCUGUCAGAAUGUGACAAAUAUCCCUCCCACCAGCACAUUCAGAUCGCUCUAAUUAAUUUUAUUUUGCUUUAUAGAGGAACAAGGGUAAUGAUGCGAGUGAAGAAAUGGUCCAAAACAACAACUCGCUGAUUAUUUGGCUUCUAAAGAUACUUAAUGUGCUCCCAGUUUAUUGCUGCCAUUUGUGUCUCUGUAGUGAGCUGAAAAAAAAGCGAGGCUUCUUCCCCCCCUCCCCCCACCCCACACACACAGAAUCCAGAAAGCCAAUUAAGCGUUUUCCACCCGAAUGUCAAUUCUCAUCCAUAUACAGACUGUUCUGCCUUUGCAGCACAGAAAUGGGCUGCAUGCAGCCCAUGCAGACGUUAACUUUUUUUUUUUUAUGUCGGUUCUUUUACCUCCACUUGAUGAAUGUUGUUUUUUUGUUUUUUUUGCCAAAUGGGUACGAUGUCUGCAGCUUUACAACGUAAACUUUGCAAGGUGCUGACUAAAAGGGACGCAGAGCGGUACGACCCGCGUCAAACCACUGGAGCCUGACCUGCCAUCGUGUAAUAUAAAUCCAGAGUCUCUUGUUAUUUGACAGUCGGGGGGGGGCAGUUUAUUUCUGUAACAAGCAUUUGUAUUCUGUGAGGAUGCUUUUAUGGAACUUUCACAACAUUGUGUAUAUUUAUUAAUGAUGUUAUUAAGAAAAAGGCUGUUUUUAAACCGGAUGAGACAUGCAAUAAAACCAUAAUGUUGUGGUUCGCUCGAUCCUAAUCACUCGCGUCCCAAACUCACUGGAGACGUCCCGUUAACUUUGCUGCCUAUAAAAAGCUUUGUGGUGCCUCUGACCCGAGGGGAGGUGGAGGCCUUUAAAGGCCCAGUUUCCCACCUUCUUCUCCAGACGACCGCUCCUGUAAAAACACCCCAAUAAUGGAAUGGGGCCCGUUUCUCUGAAGAGAGACAAACUGGGAGCUGCUAUCUUUAAUUAGGUGUGUUGUGAAAUGACCAAAACCAAUUAAAAUCUCCAUUUUUUUUCCUCCCCUCUUGCUGAAACAAACAUGAAAUUACAAGCAACAAAAAAAAAAAAAAAAAAAAAAAGCAGCCAGGCUCCUGCUUCAGGGCCAUUGUAAUUACCUUUCGUCUCUGACCAAGUCCUAAGGGCUCAGUUUAAAUCGGCUGUUCCUCCUCCUCCAUGUGUUUUUUUUUUUUUUUCUCCCCUCAACCAUCAGUGGCACAACUAGUUUUCUGUGGCUUGAAGCAGAAUACAUUGAAAACUCUGCAGUCGCCCUGCAAGGUGUAAAUAUUGAUGACAGUAUGGGCUCCCUGGGUCCGUCUCUCGUCCUGCGGGUGGGGCUCCAGCCACCUGCAGCGCUGCCUGUGCUGUCAGACUGACGAUGGCGUCGGACGCGCCGUUCAAAGGCCGGAUGAAUGGAAAUAAAACCUUGUCUAACAAAA